UGUUUCCACAAAUCACAAAAGCCCUCACAAGAAUCGGGAGCAAAAACAGAGCGAGGAGAACAACAUUUUGUGGGGGUUUAAGGGUGUGGGGUUUCUGUGCAGACACGACUGUACUGUAUUGCUCUCUUUCUUUCUUUCUCUGCACCCUGCAAUGGUUUCGCUAUCAACAUGGUUCCGGUACAUUGGCUACAAGCUUGAAUACUCCGUCUCUCUCAGCUGGAAGAACUACAAACGAGGUCAAAUUGGAGAAGGAGAGGUACGUGAUCUUGUUUGGAAGAACUUCUUUCAAGGAAAGUUGACCUACUUGCACUGGAAUCAAGGAGAGGAGAUGGCCCCUACUAUUGCUGGAAAAGUAGCCACUCUUCUUGUUCGGAAAUUACCAAAUGCAGAUCCAACGCGUGUUUUUGUAGGAGAUGUUGUGGUCUUGAAGGACCCUUGGAAACCAGAUAACUACUUAGUUAGAAGAUUAGCUGCAGUUGAGGGUUAUGAAAUGGCUUCUACUGACGAAAAGGACGAACCAUUUGUUCUUGAGAAGGAUCAGUGCUGGGUAGUUGCUGAAAAUGAAAAGUUCAAACCCAAGGAAGCAAAUGAUAGUCGAACGUUUGGUCCGGUUCAGAUGACAGACAUUGUGGGCAGAGUCAUUUACUGCCUGCGUAACGCAGUAGACCAUGGUCGAGUACAGAACAGUCAUUACAGCAUGCCAAAGGAUUCACCAGUGUUGGAAGUGGAACUUGAUGUUGAUGAGAUGGCAAAGAAUCACAAAGCCUAAAACCUCUCUCCCCAGGAAGAACUAACUUGUUUGUUUUGCGUAUGCCUUGUUUCUUCAUGUGGAUUUUCCUUCAAGCACGGAUGAAGAAUAAAAUAUAUGAUUUUUUAAGUUGUUGCAAUGGGAUGGCUGUGUUAUGUGGAUUUCAUUAGCAUUAGACAAUUGGUUCUUCUUUCCGAUCCGAAAAUUUGAAGCAACCUAUUCUAAAGCUGAGUUCAACAUGGUUGUAAGCUGAAGUUCUAGCCAAGGACUAUUCUGCCUCUUGGUCUAUUUGUGUAAGUCGUUUCGCUCUAAACACAGGUGACCAUUUUUGGUCUCUGUUUAAUGGGGGAUCAUAUAGAAGGCUACAUUGUCAGAAAUUAUGGUUCCAGUUAUUUUCGUUUUGUUCUUUGAUCAAUGAUCCAAGAAAAAGACGUGAUGCCGUGCCACUGGGCUCACGUUCCCAAGUGUUCGCCAUCUCUUGGGAGUUUCUCAUGGUGAUAAAUUAUCCUUGACAUUUCUUUCCAUUAGUCAUACUAGAGUGAGUUUUAUUGAGAAGAACGUUUAAGUCAAACUUCGUGGAAUGAAAUAAAAAUGUACCUUGUUUUUACUCAAA
Molecule: messenger RNA, 1361 nt
Organism: Lotus japonicus
Lineage: Eukaryota; Viridiplantae; Streptophyta; Magnoliopsida; Fabales; Fabaceae
Product: mitochondrial ATP-independent inner membrane protease subunit 2-like
Exons: 5
Coding region: 152-769 (205 amino acids)
Molecular function (GO): serine-type endopeptidase activity
Source: RefSeq, a predicted model, not a curated record